This is a messenger RNA of Nicotiana attenuata, 1908 nucleotides long. RefSeq names its product NADP-dependent alkenal double bond reductase P2-like. The coding region runs from base 607 to 1647 and encodes 346 amino acids. Gene Ontology annotation, molecular function: oxidoreductase activity, acting on the CH-CH group of donors, NAD or NADP as acceptor. The record is from RefSeq and is a predicted model, not a curated record. The transcript has a single exon. Lineage: Eukaryota; Viridiplantae; Streptophyta; Magnoliopsida; Solanales; Solanaceae.
CUGAUUUACAUGUAAAUCGUUGUAACUAGAUAAAUUGUAUCCACAUAAGGAAAGUGGUCAUUCUUUUUGUCACAGACUAAAAAAGAAAUAGGUUCACAUAAAUUGAAACAGAGGGAGUAUUAAUUUACCCAUCGGUCUUUGUAAAUGUUAUUAAAUUAACGCAUAUUUUUUUCUCAAUCAUAGCUUACCUAGUCAAGAAGUUACUUGAAGGCAAUCACAAAGACGAACUGAAACAACAAAAGCUUAGUUAUAAGCAAAGCAAGGACUGCCGCUUAAAUUGUCUUAUUCUUGCCCAUUUCUAUAGGCAUAUGAUAUACUGAUAUAGUGACAAUCUUGAUGCUAGUAACAAUCUAUUUUAGCUGAGCCGGCAUAACAGAAUCCUAUGUACUUGUCAUUUUCUUCAUUUUGAUGUUGUGUAGCCGCCACAUUAAUCUAAUGAGAAUUUGCAAAAGAAACAGUGAACUAAUACUUAUCAGUUAUCAGUAUAUGAGGACCUAAAAAUGGUUGAGUCAUAUAAGCCUUUCUGAGAGUAUUUCCCAUCACAUUCUUCUACACUUAAUUCUCACCCUCUCUUAAUAUUGUGCAAAGCCAAAAGUUACCUACAAGAUGGAAGUUAAAAACAUGUAUGUAGCAAUAAAAUCCAACAUAAAUGGUGCACCAGAAGAAUCAGACUUUGAGAUAAAAGUUGAAAACCUCUCCCUUAUAGUUGAGCCUGAGUCCAAGGAGGUUAUUGUCAAGAAUCUGUAUGUAUCAAUUGAUCCAUAUCAAAUAAACCGGAUGAAGAGCCAAAGUUCGUCGCAAGCAGCAAUCAGUUUUGCAGCAGCCAUUAUUCCCGGGGAUGCCAUUGACACUUAUGGUGUGGGAAGAGUGUUAGUUUCUCAUCAGCCCGAGUUCAAGAAAGAUGACUUGGUUGCAGGGCUUCUUACCUGGGGAGAGUACACUAGAGUAAAAGAGGGUUCGCUAUUGAAUAAGCUUGAUCCUCUGGGGUUUCCUUUAUCCUACCAUGUUGGAGUUUUUGGAUUCAGUGGACUUGCAGCCUAUGGUGGAUUUUUCGAUGUUUGUAAGCCGAAACCAGGGGAGAAAGUUUUCGUGUCUGCUGCUUCUGGUUCAAUAGGAAAUUUAGUUGGACAGUAUGCUAAAUUACUUGGAUGUUAUGUUGUUGGCUCUGCUGGUAGUCAAGAAAAGGUAAAGUUGCUCAAAGAAACACUAGGUUUCGACGAUGCAUUCAAUUAUAAACAAGAAACUGACCUUAAGUCUGCUCUGAAGAGGUGUUUCCCUCAAGGGAUUGAUGUCUACUUCGACAACGUGGGAGGCAAGAUGCUAGAAGCAGCAGUGGCAAACAUGAACUCAUUCGGGAGAGUAGCCAUCUGUGGGGUUAUUUCUGAGUACACGAAUGCUAGCACACGAGCUGCACCCGAGAUGUUGGAUAUAGUAUACAAGAGGAUUACCAUCCAAGGAUUCUUAGCAGCUGAUCUUAUGAAAGUGUAUGCAGAUUUCCUGUCGAAAACUGUUGAGUACUUACAAGCUGGAAAACUUAAGGCCAUUGAGGAUGUUUCACAAGGUGUUGAAAGCAUUCCCUCUGCUUUUAUUGGGCUAUUCUGUGGUGAUAAUAUAGGCAAAAAGAUUGUCAAAAUUGCAGAUGAGUAAGAAAAAAGAGUUAAUUAAAUGGCCUAUUUAUUUAUGAAUUAGCCAGUUCAAGGAGGGGACUGAAUGAAGGUGGAAAAAAAGAGUCAAGAACUUACUUCCAUUUAAUUAGGGAAUGAUAUCUUAUCGGUGCUACCCAUACUGUAGGAAUACACUGGGCAUGUUGUCGUUGUAUAUCUUGUCGUUGCUUCUUUCAAGUUGUAAUCCAUUUGAACAUUCAUCUUCCAUUUAAUGCACUCAAAUUGUUGUUGAUUUUCUUUUUCA